AUGACUUUUCCACAGAUAAUAGGCAAACAUGGUCCGAUGGCUAAGCGUCUCUGUAACAAAGACCCAUUUACGGCGACUCAUCUACCAACUUUGGUUCGAAUGUUCCCGAAUGCCAAGCACAUUUUGAUGAUCCGCGACGCUCGUGCAACGAUACAUUCAAUGAUUGACCGACAUGUGCCGGUGGUGGGAUUCAACCGCAGCAAUCCUGAGAGCAUGUUCAAGUCUUGGAAUGUCUUGAUCAGAGAGAUGGUGAAUGCCUGCUCCAGUAUAAAAGGACUGUGCCUCAAG
Molecule: messenger RNA, 288 nt
Organism: Cooperia oncophora
Lineage: Eukaryota; Metazoa; Nematoda; Chromadorea; Rhabditida; Trichostrongylidae
Source: the annotation of a GenBank genome assembly